Molecule: messenger RNA, 551 nt
Organism: Osmia bicornis bicornis
Lineage: Eukaryota; Metazoa; Arthropoda; Insecta; Hymenoptera; Megachilidae
Product: Sjoegren syndrome nuclear autoantigen 1 homolog
Exons: 3
Coding region: 198-551 (117 amino acids)
Cellular component (GO): centrosome; ciliary basal body
Source: RefSeq, a predicted model, not a curated record
CAACGAUUGCGCAUGCGUCAAAAGAAAAAAUUUUUUCUGAAUCUCGCGCCAAAACUGAACCGUUUGUUUAGGUUGAGUGUAGCUGUAACAAUGAUUUAAAUUAAAUUUUAAGUGAAUCAUUUCAAUAUCGAGAAAAUAUAUUUUUUUAUUGUUACGAAAAUACUGUGAUUCUAUUGUUUGUGCAUGGAGGGUUUGAAAUGUCUCAACACGGUGCGGCUUUACAAGCGUACAAUCAAGAACUUGUAAAGUGUUUAGAAGAAAUGAAAUUAAGACGUAUGGAAUUACAAACUCAGAUUGAGGCUCAAGAAGAUGAAAAAAAUAGUUUGCAAACAGAAAUAGAAAAAUUAUCAUAUAAAUUGACACGUUUAAAUGAUAGCCUAACUAAAAGAAUAGCUGUUAGAAAUGAAUAUGACAGAACCAUUGCUGAUACAGAAACAGCUUAUAUCAAGAUUUUGGAAAGUUCACAGUUAUUACUAAACAUGAUAAAAAAAGAAGCCACAAAUUUAGACCAGACAUUACUUAAAGCAAAUGUGGAUAAACAACAAUAUUGA